AUGAGUCGUUACAUUUCUCUUGUGGUGUUUGUUUUAUGUGUUGCGUCCACAUAUGCUAUUAAAGUUGUAGAUAUUGACACCAUUUGCAAGGAUGAAAACGUUAACACUUCACUUUGCAUAACUCUACUCAAAUCAAAGCAAGGUGCAGAUUUACUUACCCUUGCCCAAUACACCAUUGAUGUGUUAUAUACUGAAGUGAAUAACACAGUCAAACUUAUCAAGACAUUAAUUCAUCAAUUUGAUAAAGAUCCUACAGCAAAAUCCCAUUACAGGGAAUGUUUCGAACUUUUUGCAAAACCGAAUGGUGCUGCUGCUGAUGUUGAAGCACUUGAAAACAAGAUGAAGGGUGGAGAUUACGAUGGGAUGCGCGAGAUGGCAUUAUUUAUCACAGCAGAUUAUGAGUCUUGUAUUAACGACGACUCACCGGGUGCCAUACCUUACCCGGAUAAAUCUUUGCUCCCAAAAUAUGCUAAAGUUGUUAACGACAUUGCUCUUAUUCUCUUUGUUAUAUCAAAAAUUUUGAUGGGGAAUGUUCAGUUUGCAAUUUGA
Messenger RNA from Cicer arietinum (chickpea), 549 nucleotides. RefSeq names its product pectinesterase inhibitor 1. The record is from RefSeq and is a predicted model, not a curated record. Lineage: Eukaryota; Viridiplantae; Streptophyta; Magnoliopsida; Fabales; Fabaceae. Gene Ontology annotation, molecular function: pectinesterase inhibitor activity. Gene Ontology annotation, biological process: negative regulation of catalytic activity.